AAUAGUAUGUACUUGCAAAAAGUUAGGAGAUUUCACCAAUAACCUGAGCUGAUAUCUAACCAAACCAUCUGGGUUUGCCACCGAGAGAGAAAGAGAGAGAGACCUUUUCUGCGGCAACGGUGACAAUCGAUCCUUCCGCUCCCACGGCAGACGACGCAAGGGGGUUCCGGCUUCUUUCGAGCCUCCCUGUGCACGUUCGACUGCGACCAUCACAACCAUGAAACGCCAGAAUCAGUGCGAAUUUAGGGCAGGAAGGUGGAACGCGUCAUACAAAGAGGGUCACCUCGAGAGACAAAAAGAGGAACUUGCCUCCGUCCUGACGACCCAAGAAGGCUUAGAGAGAGAAAGCGCGGGCCUCCGAAGGUUGCCCGAACCUCACUACCCACAAGCAGGGGAAAAACGUGCGAGGAUGCAGGGAAUCGAGCGGAGGCGAUGGUCUGAGUGGUCGCGUCGGAGGGAGGGAGGAGUCGAAUUGCGAGCUUCUGCGUCCUCCGUUUCAGAAGAUCGAAAUAGGAACAAACCCAGAUGAGGAGAAGAAUCGAGCGGAGGAAACAAACCCAGAUUUUUCGUUGGCGGAUCUGAAGUCGGCGUCGUCGUGGGGCUCUCGGGAGAGUGAGCGUGAGGACUGGAGCGUGAGCGUUUCUGGAGGAGCUGCAAGGAAAACCUUGAUUUUGUUCUUUUAGAAAGGGGUAAAUUUGGGUUUCUGAUGAUUUUUUUAGGGUAAAAAAGGAACUCCACAAAAUUUUAUUAAUGGGCCACGUGCCGAUCCUCCAUGGACUACAUAUAGCACGGAGUCUCGUCUCUCUUUCCCUCUUCCUCGAACCGAGCCCUAGACAUCUCCAGUUCGCUCAUCAGCAUAUCGUUCGAAAAUUCGAGUUCUUCGCUUCACCGUCUUGGCAAUUUCGGUGUGCUUGGAGCAGACCGGGACGAGGGACGCCGUCUCGGACGACCUCGUGCUCGAGGAGCUCGGUCUUGACGGGCUUCGGCGGCGGCGGAGGAGUCCCAGCCUUAGGCGAUUUCUGGAGGCCCAUCGCCGUCUUCACUUUGCCGGCUACCAUAGGAAUUAGAUCUCCGCCUUCGGCAAAAGAAACUCUGUGCUCGAUUCCUGGAUGCUGACCAGUGCUUCAGAAUCUCAAGAACAUCUUCUUAGUUCUACUUUUGAUGUGCUUCUUUGCCACUUACAUGCAUCUGAAUCUUCUUUCUCUGUCCUAACUGGAUAUUGAUAGCAGCAAUGCCUAGAGAAAGGGAUCCAUUGUGGAGGUACGUGAUGUGACUGGGUGCAAACACAUGGAAGUGCAAUUUCUGCGAAUGUCAGUAUAGUGGAGGAGCUUCAAGGAUCAAGGCUCACCUCGCUGGAAUUGCACGACAUGGUAUUAGACCAUGUGAGAAAGUUAGUUUGUUAGUAAGAACAGAAGCCACGGACCAUCUGAUGACUAAAUAACUGGACUUGAGUGACCAAGGUGUAUUUGAUGAAAGGAUACAAGGAAAUGUUAUAACAGUUCCAACCAUCACAGCCAAUCUGCCAAAUGUGGAGGGAAGAAUGAGCUUACAAUUUCAACAAGGGAUGCAGAAACACGCACUAGCAGGGGCAUCAUUAUCCCAGUAUGAUCAAACCACUGUCCUGCAUUCUCAUGAACCACUUCCAAGCUGCAAUGAAGAAUGUGAAACUGAAACCAGUUCACCUCUUAUGCAAGAAGCAAUGGAAAUUUAUCCUGUGUCUCCAACACAAUUUUGGCAAUUGCCAAAGGAUGCAGCAAAUUUUGUCAACACAUCAUCAUCAAAAGUCAGCUUUGGUACCCCUCAACAUUGAAGUGUUAAAAUGCCAAUGCAUUAAUCAUGAGACAAGGAACGUGGAGUAGAAUCCAGCCGUGCCAUCAUCAUCAUGGAAAAACCCACUUAAUCACACUUCACCCACAAGCUCUAAUGAACAUGGAUCCAUGUAUCACAUCAUCAUCAUCACAAGCUUCAAAUAAUGCUUCUCUACCUCAUAUUCCACCUUGUGGAACAAGCCUGAUAGGCCUACCGUAUCACCAGGUCUAUGUUUAUCUAAAAAUUAAUCCUUAUGUAUUAAUGUUACAUUUAAUCCUUAUGUAUUAGCAUGACAUUAUAACCGGGCAGCAAGAAUGCUAUCUAAGGACUCUUGACUUAUUGAAUUUUGAAAUUGCAGAAUUAGAUAUGAACAAGGGUGCGUCAAUGAUGAGUCAUUUAGACACAGAUGACAACUUUGAAGAGAAAAGAGCUUUGAAAAGAAAAUUACGACUCUGUAGCAGAGAAGUUGACAUAAGGGAUGAGUCAGAAAUUGCUGCGUUUCUAUCCCUAAAAGACAACUUCCUGAAAGGACCAUUUGAGGAAAGAAAAACCAAGGCCACAAAACUGGUAGAAACAAAGAUGGUGGGAGAGGCAUUUCAGAGGAAUACUGCAAAGAUUUUGGAGUACCUAGGAGGGAAUCAAGUGUCCCGAUUAGGCAUUUAUGGAAUGGGGGGUGUUGGUAAAACAACUAUUAUGGUGCAUGUACAUAAUAGACUCUUGGAAGAAGCAAACUAUGGCAAUGUGUUGUGGAUAACUAUGUCACAAGAUUUUAACACAUACAAAUUGCAGGAUGACAUUUGGAGGGAAAUAGGUUUGGGCAGACUAGAGGAAAUGGAUGUGAGGAAACGAGCAGCAAAGUUGUCCAAUUGUUUAAUGGGAAGAGGGAAGUCUACAAUAAUCCUCGAUGACGUGUGGGAAUGCUUUGAUCUUGAAGAGGUGGGAAUCCCUGUUAAAGCAGAUGCACUUAAGUUGGUUUUAAUCACUCGAUCCUUUGGUGUAUGCUGCCAAAUGCAUUGUCAAGUAAAGAUAAAAAUUGAACCUCUAUAUCAAGAAGAAGCGGAGCAUUUAUUUUUGGAGGAGCUUGGAUCUGAAGUGGCACUUGAUUUGGAAAUUCGAGCAAUUGUGAAGUCCAUUGUUAAGGAAUGUGCUGGCUUGCCACUUGGAGUCAUCACGAUUGCAAGAAGCAUGCGAGGAGCAACCAAUGUGUUUCAAUGGAGGGAUGUCUUGGAAAAAUUGAAAGAAUCAGAUAUGGGGCUAAGGGAUAUGGAAAUGAAGGUCUUAAGGAAUCUAGAAAUCAGUUACGAUCUCCUUAGAGAUCAUGAAGUUCAGCAGUGUUUCUUAUCUUGUGCACUUUAUCUAGAAGAUAAAUUGAUUGAUAAGUUGAAGUUGAUAGAAUUCUUUAUUGACCAAGGAUUGAUUGAUGGAUUGAAUACGAGGAAGAAACAAGAUGACAGAGGCCUUGCCAUUAAGAACAAACUUGGAAAAUGUUUGCUUAUUGGAAGAUCAUGAUAGCAAAGUCAAGAUGUACAAUUUGAUUAGAGACAUGGCAUUGCACAUCAUGGGUGCGACUUCCCUUGUAAAAGUAGGAAAGGGAUUGACUAGGAUUCCACAAAAGGAAUAUUGGAUGGAUGCAUUGGAGAAAGUUUCUCUGAUGGAGAAUCACACUGGAGAAUUUCCGUUGGACAUGUCACCAAACUGUCCUAAACUAUCAACUCUUCUAUUGAAUAAUAGCUUGUCGUAUGGUGUGGCCAUCCCUGAUUCUUUCUUCAAACAUUUAUGGAAGUUGAAGGUUCUAAACCUGAGUGGAUGUAAAGUAAGAGAACUUCCAGAUUCCAUCUCAAACUUGGUAAACUUGAGGGCACUAUUGCUUACAGGUUGUUCGGAAUUGCGUCAUAUUCCUUGUUUAGGGAAGCUCACAUCUUUAAGAAAGUUGGAUGCUAGUGGCUGUGUUUGUCUUGAAGCACUCGAGGAUGUGGGAAUGUUGGUGAACUUGAGAUACCUUGACCUAACUAAUACAUGUAUAAAGAGACUACCCAACAGUCAACUGGGGAGUUUGCUAAACUUGCAAUAUCUUAAAGUUGAGGCAGUAGUAAAUGGAGAAGACAUUACAAAUUUGCGGGCAUUAGAGAUACUUGAAUGCUUCUUUGAAGAUGUGGAUGAUUUCAAUAAGUGUGUGAGGGUUAUUGAAUAGAGUAAUGACCCUCCUUAUUACGAGCUCAAAGUGGAUCAAGAAGAACCAAAGUUUCAUGUGAAAGUAAGUUAUGCUGCUAGAUUUGGGAAUUGUGAGAGGAGUGUCCACAUUCGUAAGUGGAGUCAUUCUAUUGCGAGUGUGGGAGGGGACUACAUUGGCAUUUGUAUUUUGAUUCCCCUAGAUGUGCGGACAUUGGCAGGGAAAGAGUGCGACGGUAUAACAAAUUUGUCUGGCAUGGGUCAGCUUGGAAA
Eucalyptus grandis is the source of this 4251-nucleotide messenger RNA. RefSeq names its product probable disease resistance protein At4g27220. The record is from RefSeq and is a predicted model, not a curated record. Gene Ontology annotation, molecular function: ADP binding. The transcript is spliced from 5 exons. Bases 2176 to 3318 code for a protein of 380 amino acids. Lineage: Eukaryota; Viridiplantae; Streptophyta; Magnoliopsida; Myrtales; Myrtaceae.